Messenger RNA from Colletotrichum godetiae, 1383 nucleotides. Its product is annotated as enolase C-terminal domain-like protein. The coding region runs from base 1 to 1383 and encodes 460 amino acids. Gene Ontology annotation, biological process: carbohydrate catabolic process; amino acid catabolic process. The record is from RefSeq and is a predicted model, not a curated record. Lineage: Eukaryota; Fungi; Ascomycota; Sordariomycetes; Glomerellales; Glomerellaceae. The transcript has 4 exons. Gene Ontology annotation, molecular function: magnesium ion binding; hydro-lyase activity.
AUGAACCGUACCCCGCCAUCAAGUUUCUCCGGUGGCAAUGUGCCCGUUCACGAUUUAAGAAUAGUUGACAUCGAGACUUUUGAUCUCCGAUUUCCCACAAGCCUCGAUGCCUCCGGAUCCGAUGCCAUGAAUCCAGCCGGAGACUACAGCGCAGCGCACAUUCGCCUCAAGACCAACACUGACCUGGUAGGCCACGGAAUAGCCUUCACCAUCGGCCGCGGAAACGACCUUUGCACGGCGGCAGCAAGAAUGAUGGGAGAACGCCUCAUUGGAAAGUCGCUUGGAGAGCUAACCGAAAACAUGGGCAAGACAUGGCGGUAUCUUGUUGAAGAUUCGCAGAUGCGUUGGAUUGGUCCCGAGAAGGGCGUCGUUCACUUAGGACUUAGUGCCUGCGUCAAUGCCUUGUGGGAUCUGUGGGGUCGAUAUUUGAAUAAGCCUGUCUGGGAGGUUGUUUCUGACAUGACGCCUCAAGAAGUGGUGCGAUGUGUGGACUUCCGAUACAUCCUCGACGCUAUAACCCCCGAAGAAGCGAUUCUAAUGCUAGAGAAGGUUAACGAGACAAAGGAGACUAGGAGACAGGACGCCUUGAGCAACACUGCUGUUCCAGCCUAUACCACCCAGGCAGGAUGGUUGGGAUUCACAGAUAACCGAAUGAGAGAGCUCAUCCGAGCCAACCUCGAUGAAGGAAUGGAUAAGUUCAAGUUGAAGGUUGGAGGCAACAUCGAAGAUGAUAUUCGAAGACUUCAAAUCGCCCGGGACGAGAUCGGUCAUGAUCGGAUGCUCAUGAUUGACGCGAAUCAGGUCUGGAGUGUUCCAGAGGCCAUCGAUACCAUGAAGAACUUUGUCGUCUUCAAGCCAGUGUUUAUCGAGGAACCAACUUCUCCAGACGACAUCCUCGGCCACGCUGCGAUACGGGAGUCACUCAAGCCCUACGGCAUCGGCGUUGCCACAGGCGAACAUUGCCAAAACCGCGUCAUUUUCAAGCAAUUAUUGCAAGCCGGGGCCAUCGACUAUUGUCAAGUGGACGCCUGUCGACUGGGAGGUGUAAACGAGGUCUUAGCAGUACUUCUUAUGGCGAAGAAGUUCAACAUUCCAGUCGUCCCACACAGCGGAGGCAUCGGGCUGAACGAGUACACUCAGCACCUUGCUUUGCUGAACUACAUCUGUAUUUCGGGGCAGAAGAGCUUAUUGGAACAAAUCAACUCCUUUUCCGAGGUGUUAAAAGACCCGGUCCAGACUAAAGGGGGGUACUUCGUAACGCCAUGGGAAGCUGGGUACAGUGUCGAGUACAAGCCAGAAGCACUUGAUAUCUACAAGUAUCCAAAUGGAAGGUUCUGGCGAAGCGACCAGGGCAUGAAGAUCCGAAACAGUGCCAAAAUUUAG